Molecule: messenger RNA, 3187 nt
Organism: Chiloscyllium plagiosum (whitespotted bambooshark)
Lineage: Eukaryota; Metazoa; Chordata; Chondrichthyes; Orectolobiformes; Hemiscylliidae
Source: RefSeq, a predicted model, not a curated record
GGCAGUUUUUGAACUGCCUGUUUUAAAUGAACUCUGCUAUGUAUUACAUAAAUCAAGCAAGCUCAGUCAACAACAAAAAAGAUGCGUUUGGGUGUCUCUGUGACAUUGUGAAAAUAGCAUGAUCAGGCUGAAUUGGCACACGCUGUUGCAAGUGUCAUGAACUUCCAGCUUUACAACCUGCCAAGUUUUAGUGCCUGCUACCAAACUUCUAGCCAUAGCAGCAACAUCUUGUGAACUGAUCCAUAAGCCAGCAUGUAGCCCAAUGAGAACAUUUUCCGUAACUCCUAUAUUUAGCAAAAAGGAUGAAGACUGUGAUAAAGGUAAUCCAUGGAACAAAAAGGAUACUCAUAAAAAUGGAAUGAAGGUAACAUGUCAACAGAUAAAAAAGUCUUUUGGGAAAAGAAAUGAGAAGUUAUGCUGUCCAAAAUGUGGAAGUCAAAGUAUGCUCAUGGAGGCCAUCACGUAUUCCACACCAUUUGUAAAGUGCAAAAACUGCCAACACUUUUUUUUGAUGGUGAAAUCAAAGAAAUCUCCUGCAAACAGCUACAAAGAUGUGGAAUUGUUGUACACAACUGAUAAAAAUGAAUGUCAAAUGAAUCUGCCGACACCAAAGGAAAUCCAUAGAUUUUUGGAUCAAUAUGUUGUUGGUCAACAUGAAGCUAAGAAAGUUCUGUCAGUGGCUGUCUACAAUCACUACAAACGACUUAACAACAACAUUCCAUCUGAAAUCACACAGCACACUGAUGUGUAUGGUAAUAGAUAUGCCAGCUCACCUAAAGAACUGCUUCAAUUAACAGGAUUGAUUUCACCCUCAUCUUAUUUAUCGCAACAUUCACUAUCAAGGAAAGGUUUCCGCAAGAAUUUUGACUCUGAUCAUGACUCUGUUCAUCUAGACAAAAGUAAUAUCAUACUGCUUGGUCCCACUGGCUCAGGGAAAACAUUGUUGGCUCAGACUUUAGCCAAGUGCUUGGAUGUACCAUUUGCUAUCUGUGACUGUACUUGUCUAACACAAGCUGGAUAUGUUGGUGAAGAUAUUGAAUCAGUUAUUGCUAAGUUACUGCAGAAUGCAAACUUCAGUGUUGCAAGAGCUCAACAAGGAAUUGUGUUUCUUGAUGAAAUGGAUAAGAUUGGAGCAGUUCCAGGAAUACACCAGCUUCGUGAUGUAGGAGGAGAAGGUGUGCAGCAAGGUUUGUUGAAAAUCAUGGAAGGAACGAUCGUAAAUGUCCCAGAAAAGAGCUCCAAGAGAUAUCGUACAGAUACCAUUCCAGUAGACACUGCCAACAUUCUCUUUGUUGGUUCAGGCGCUUUUAAUGGACUAGACAGAGUAAUCAGCAGGAGGAAAAAUGAAAAGUACCUAGGAUUUGGUGCAACAUCUAGCCUGGGCACUGGCCGUCGAGCUGUGGCAGCAUCUGGCUUGGCUAAUUCCUCAGGAGUGAAUGCACAAGAAGAGUCCCAAGAGAGAGACAAAUUGCUUCGUAGUGUAGAAGCUAGAGACCUGAUAGAAUAUGGAAUGAUUCCAGAAUUUAUAGGACGAUUUCCUGUGGUUCUUGCACUACAUAGCUUAAAUGAGGACAUGUUGGUUCGUAUUCUGACAGAACCACAAAACGCAAUAAUAACGCAGUACAAAAUGCUGUUUGACAUGGAUAAGUGUCACUUUUCUAUUACGGAUGCAGCUGUGCGUGCUAUUGCACGUAAAGCAAUUGAAAAGAAUACAGGGGCCAGAGGAUUGAGGUCAAUCAUGGAACAAUUACUGAUGGAACCUAUGUACGAGAUUCCGAACUCAGAUAUUGUAGGCUUUCAAGUGGAUAAGGAUGUUGUUGAGGGUAAGAAGGGUCCCCAGUAUGUUAGAACACCAACAAAUGUCGAUGACAACCACAAGUUUAGUAGCCACGAUCAUGGCUGGAUUAAAAGAAUUGACACCAACAAAUGAUCAGCCACAUACUGAAUAUUGCUUGGGUACAAUAAAAAAAUACUGUUUUGGAGGCUGAGCUGAAACAAGAAAAGCUCAUUAGUGAUCAAUAAAUGCGAGAUGUUGGCACAUAGCAGCUGUUCUUAAUUUAUUUAAUCUGGGAUGGGCAUGAAUGGUGUUGUAUAUAAAGUACUACAAGCUACCUUUAAUUCCGUUACUUAAGAAAACCCACAACCAAAUACUAAAAUAAUUACUUAAACGUUAUUGCAUGUAACAACCAAAAUAAGGCACCCCAAGUAAGCAAGUUAAGCCUUACAACCCAACUUAAUAUUAACCAAUUAAUGGUGGAAUUUAGCUAUGAUUCCAACCAGCAGCAUCUGUUCUGAAUGUCCAGGGUUUGAUCCUUGUGCAGUGUUGCUUUACAGAGUUCUGCUGCUGAAGAAUCCUUAUGUUGAAUUUUUACUGCAUUUUAUGUCUUAUUAAGUUUGGGGUGUGAUGUUAUUUAUGAUACUUCUGAAGUCACUGAGUCUGUAGCUUACUUUCUUAUCAGGAGUAGCUUCUCUCUUCUUUGUCACAUUCAAUGUUAGCUGUCUGUUCACUUCUUGUGUAAGCAAUUUUAAUUGCUCGUUUGUCACAGGCAAAUAGUUAUCAAGCAACUGUUAAAACAGAUUGUUUCUGUAGCUUAACUCCUUAUUUUCCCAGGAAUGACUAAUUGCUUUCAGUUCUUUUAUAAUAGUUUGCCCUUGCCCUUUUAUUUCAGGGAACAGUUUAUUCUAGAAACAGUUAUUGCUGAUACUUUCAAUCCACAAACAGUUAUUAAAGUUCUUAAGUUUACAGUAUCACAAGGGGGGAGGGGGUGAUGAAUAAUAAUGAUAAACCUUCCACCUUCCUCAAAAAUAAUAGUCAAGCAUUUCUCCUCUGUAUCUGCCAAGAGUAAUAAAACAACAUUUUAUUGAUGUACUUUUAUUGGCAAAUAAGCCAAUAAAAUAUUAUUUAAGAUAGAUUACUUCCAAUGUUCAAAACUGUACAACAAAUCAGUUUAUUUUUCAUGACACCAUAUAUGAAUUGUAAGUGAAAUUAUUUUGGUUUAUUAUUGUAUCUUUGGCACCAUGUUUAAACAGAAGCAUAAUUCUAUAUUAGGAGCAAUCUCAAACAAUAUGAUGCUGCGACCCCAAGCAAAUAUUUUAAAAAUGUGUUUACAAACAUUGAUUGUGUUAAUAUAUUUCAUUGUAUUAAAUGUGCAAUGGCAUUAUGGUAAAAACAAAAUAAACAUCUAGU